Miscanthus lutarioriparius is the source of this 951-nucleotide messenger RNA. Lineage: Eukaryota; Viridiplantae; Streptophyta; Magnoliopsida; Poales; Poaceae. The record is from the annotation of a GenBank genome assembly.
AUGGAGAUUAGGGCUCAGCCGACGAGCCUGAGGCUGGCGCCGCCGCCCGCCUCCGUCAGCUUCCGCCGGACCCCCCUGAGGACCUCCUUCCUUAAGGGAAACGUGUCACUUAAAGUUGUGCAAUUACGACAAUCAAAUGUCAACAGAUUUAAGUGCAAUAGCAUACGAAGUAACCUCUUUGAUAGACUAACAAGGGUUGUCAGGUCCUACGCAAAUGCAGUUCUAAGUUCGUUUGAAGACCCUGAGAAGAUUCUAGAGCAGGCAGUUCUGGAGAUGAACGAUGACUUGACAAAGAUGAGGCAGGCUACUGCACAGGUCUUGGCGUCUCAAAAGCGGCUUGAGAAUAAAUACAAAGCUGCAGAACAAGCUUCUGCUGAUUGGUAUCGGAGGGCUCAACUUGCUCUUCAAAAGGGUGACGAGGAUCUUGCUCGCGAAGCCCUUAAGCGGCGUAAAUCAUAUGCUGAUAAUGCGAGCUCCUUAAGGUCCCAGCUUGAUCAACAGAAGGGUGUAGUUGAAAAUCUGAUUUCGAACACCAAGGUUCUUGAGAGCAAGAUAGCAGAGGCCAAGCAGAAAAAGGAUACCCUAAAAGCUCGUGCUCAAUCAGCGAAGACUGCCACAAAAGUGAGUGAAAUGUUGGGCAACGUGAAUACAAGUAGCUCCCUUUCUGCGUUUGAGAAAAUGGAGGAAAAAGUUAUGGCGAUGGAAUCCCAAGCAGAGGCACUCGGCCAGUUAGCAACUGAUGAUCUAGAAGGAAAGUUUGCACUGCUCGAGACUUCAUCUGUUGAUGAUGAUCUUUCACAACUCAAAAAGGAAUUGUCUGGAAGCUCUUUGAAAGGAGAGCUUCCUCCAGGCAGAACAGCAGUCAGCAACUCAGGUGCUGGGCGCCCUUUCCCCGACCUAGAGAUUGAGAGCGAGCUAAACGAGCUGCGGAGGAAGGCCAAAGAAUAUUAG